AUGGAGGUAAACAGCGGAUUGCCGCAGGGAUCAGUGUUAGGUCAUCAUCUUUGGAAUUUAUCAUACGAUGGAGUGCUAAGAAUAAAGCAACCUGCAGUCAUAAUAGUGAUAGGUUACGCGGAUGACCUGGCAGUAGUCGUUGUGGCAAAGACGGAGGAAGAAUUGGCAAGAAGGGCAAAUUUGUACCGAUCGAAUUCGAGGGAAGUCACCCUGAAGGACGUCGAGAGGGAGACUUCGGGGGAGUUUAAGUGCGAAGUUUCUGCAGACGCACCCCUCUUCCAUACCGAGAUACGUGCAGCGCAUCUACUUGUUGCAGAUAUUCCUGAUGAAGGACCAGUAUUGAGAACGGACGUGCAGAAGGUCGCACCUGGGGCGAAGAUCAGAGCGAACUGCACCACACCAGGAUCUUAUCCGCCAAUGAACGUCACUUGGUUCAUCAAUGAUGUCGAGGUACAUGCAAAACACGGGAUUCAAAUUGACGAUUCGGUAAAUAGAUACGACGCGCUUCCCGGAUUGGAGAGCGUCAGAUCCACUAUAUCUAUAAGGGCCGUUCAGGACCUCUUCAAGAAUGGUAAGAUGAGACUCCGUUGCCUUGCCACAAUGUUCUCAUCACUCUACAGAAGAGCUAAGGAAAACGAGAUACAGGAGGACGCACCCUUAAUGGCUCUUAUUAUGGUACCAACCACGCACAGCAAUGAAGGUAUAAAUAGCGGCCCCAAACAUUCCGUGUCCAAUAAGAUGUUGCACUUCUCCAUGUAUACAUUCAUCCUGAUCUACAUGAGUAUGAACAUCAUUGGUUAUUAAGGAGGUGAAAGACUUUGCGAGAAGGAGACCUGGUGAUAGUGUAUUUAAACGGUGAUAAACUGAGAGAAAGAGAACUAAGGAUUCCAACAUUAUAUAGAUAUAUUCGGUUAAUUAGUUUUAUUAAAUGGAAGUGCGUUUUCUGUUAUCUAUGUACACAUAUAUAUUUGAAGGAGUCGAAGGAUGAAUCUACAUUAUUUGAAUAUUUAAGGAUACAGGAAAUAUUGUAUUAUUAUGAUUAUUGGAUGUGUAAAAUCUAUAAAUUAAAAAGAAAAGUAAUCAACAACAAGAACAGUGUUAUAAAACCUUUUCCGAGGAGGUCAUUGGUGUGUUUUUGUCGUAUAUACAGUUUAUGAUUUUCAUCUAAGUCUGGAUAUGUUGUUCAACCGUUUACUUCCCCACCCCUUGCAAGACUUACGUUGAAUUCGAGACAAUAAAUUUGGAUUUGUUGUUGUUUAUUUGAGCAAAGGGUCAAUAGUUAAGUUCCGUUUUAGGGCCUCCCCCUUCAUUAUUUUCAAGCUUGUGAUCAUUUCGAAAAUCCCUUGCGUAUGUGUAAAAGAAAAAACAAUCCCUACACCUGAAUUGCUCAAAUGUUACGUAUUUCCGUUGCAUGUACAUUAAAUAAUCCCCAAUUAUUGGAAUUUGAUUUAUUAGUGAAUACGUGUGGAUAGAUGGAAGGAAAGUCUGACGUUCUGUUGACGUUAAAUAAUUUGUAAAUAUUCAAUGGAAAUACUCAAUGGAAAUUACAGUGGAGUUUUAUAAACAAAACAAAAAAAAAACAAUGAUAUAUAUAUAAAUAUAUGUUAUAUUUAAGCGUAAAGUAACAUUCCUCCCUUUAAAAUAACUUGCAUGUAUUGUAUAUAAAAGAGAAUCAAAAGAAAUGUAGAAUAUGUUAAGGGCUGAAAGACUAAAGCUUUCUUUCCUUAAUUUGUAAAAUCCCGUUUUGAAUCAUCAAAAACAUUGAAAGAGAGAGAAAGAGAGAAACAACAUUGAACCGCCCACUGUAGACUAAACCUAAGUAAUGUGUAAUAUUGGAAAUGUGCAAUCAAAAUGGUAUUGAUUGUAUAAAAUAAAAUGAAGCAAAUUAAAUAUUAAAUAUAUUGAAAGUAGUGAAAGAACCCCCACAUCGAAUUAUAAUAACAAAAAAAAAAACAAAAUAAUAAUACCAAUAACAAAGAAAAUGUGAUUUUUUGUUCGUUCGUUUCUUUCCUCCUAAAAUAA
Messenger RNA from Nicrophorus vespilloides, 2022 nucleotides. RefSeq lists its product as uncharacterized. Lineage: Eukaryota; Metazoa; Arthropoda; Insecta; Coleoptera; Silphidae. The coding region runs from base 1 to 804 and encodes 267 amino acids. The record is from RefSeq and is a predicted model, not a curated record. The transcript has 5 exons.